Molecule: messenger RNA, 396 nt
Organism: Kalmanozyma brasiliensis GHG001
Lineage: Eukaryota; Fungi; Basidiomycota; Ustilaginomycetes; Ustilaginales
Exons: 2
Coding region: 1-396 (131 amino acids)
Source: RefSeq, a predicted model, not a curated record
AUGGGUCGCAUCGUCAACAUCGACGGGUCCCGCCCCACUCCUUCGACCCCCCAGGUCGGCCGCAACCCCACGCAUUACGAGAUGGUCGGCAUGAUAAUGCGCGACAUGCACAACGACGGCCUCGCUGCUCGCAUUGCCAAGGACUGCCGCGCUCCCGGCGCUACCGAGAUGCUGCAGAGCGUCAUGUGGGACAUCGCCAACAACCGUGUCACUCAGCCCGUCACUCACGUUCGUUCCGAGCGCGUAGUGUUCGACCCCGCCAUCGUCGAAGAGGACGGACUCCACAUCAGCGCCAGCGUUGGCUGCGAGCCCAACCAGGAGGCCGAGCUCUUCACCGGCCUGCUCAGCAUCGAUGGCUUCCACAGCGUCGAGCUCGUCAACUGCAACGAGGUCUAG